GAAAAAUAAGCCGCAGUUGACCCCGUCGAAAAUGGCGUCGGAAGUGUAGAAUUACCGAGUUGUGCUCGUCUUCAAUGUCCUUUAACUUUCGACCGCCGUUACUGCAUUCCAUCAUAAUGGCCAAGAUUAAAAGCUGAAUCCUAAAAAUACAGUUUAUAAAUGUUUACAGAAAUUUAUUUCUGAUAUAUUUUAUCAGACAAUCAAUCGAACAAGUUAUCAGCAAAAAAUCAAAAUGCCGGUUGGCGUAACUACCUCAGGUUAUUCUAGAUAUGGUACUACCUAUGGUAAUUCCUACGGAAGUAGCCCAAGUAGUAGUUCAUUCGGCCGCACCCAUGUUGGAACUUCACGAAAAUACGGCGGCACUGGAUCAAAUUAUGGAACUGGAUCGUCUAAUUAUGGAACUGGAUCGUCUAAUUAUGAAUCGUCAUCUUAUUCGUCGUUGCCGAGGUCAGCAAGUAGAACUCGACCUCUACCAUCAGGACCUGGACCCUUGGAUUAUGAGGGAAGGAAAUUGAGCAAAUAUUCGAUAUCCAAUUACUAUAAAAACUCACAACCUACUAAUUCCAGCAGUUCUAUUGGUGUGGGCAUUAAGAAUGGGCCGUUGCGCGGAGAUCAUACGACAGGAAAUCUGUACAGUAGUAGUUAUACAGGUACCCCAUUGUCGUCGUCAUCACGUCGACCAAGUAUCACGCCGACAAAAGAUAUUGAACGCCCUUCCAGUCGAUUAUCUGGCCGACGAUCUGCAAGUUUAGCUGACAUCACAGGUCACUUGUCGUUAUAUGAUAAUGAUUCACCUAGGAUCCGAUCUCGAGUAGAAAUAUCCGAAUCACGUAAUGGAUAUAAUUACGAUUCAGAUUAUAAUAACGGAGGAUUGUAUGGUACCACAGGAAGAAGUAGUUCUGUUUCGCGAAGACAAUCGUUAAAAGACAAUGAUAAUAUAUUGGAUAUGAAUCAUUCUUCAAGUUAUACGAAGGCUGGACGAAGUACAUCGCGUGAUAACAGUCCAUCUCGAGAGAGAAGUAGUUAUACACCAUUAAGUCGUGAACUCCGAUCAGAUUCGCCCGCUAAAUCUAUAUCUCGACAGAGUACCAGUAAUAGCAGUAUAUCUUCUAGUGGUUCGAAGAGUUCCUGUGGAAAGGUUGGAUUAAAAAACUUAGGGAAUACGUGUUUUAUGAGUUGUGUUCUACAAUGUUUAAGUAAUACGAAGCCGUUAUUAGAAUACUGUGUUAAUGAUAAUUAUCAUUUGGAUAUAAAUACCACUACUAGCAGUAUGAAAGGGGCAUUGAUGAAAGCCUAUGUAAAUUUAAUGAAUUCUAUGUGGAAGAAUUCUGAUACGUUUGUCUCACCGAAUAGUUUUAAAACCCAAGUACAGAAAUUUGCUCCACGUUUUAUGGGUUAUUCUCAACAAGAUAGUCAGGAGUUUUUACGAUAUUUAUUAGAAGGAUUACAUGAAGAUGUGAAUCGUGUUGCUAAAAAACCUAAAGCCGUUAUUCUUCAAGAUGAUAAACUAGAACGUAAAAGUGAUGCAGAAAAAGCCCAUGAAUAUUGGAAAGCUUAUUUAAAUAUGGAUAAUAGUAAAAUUGUUGAAAUAUUUGUUGGUCAGUUAAAGAGUGAGUUAAAGUUCUCGUGUGGUCAUUCUUCGGUAACCUUUGAUCCAUUCUGGGAUCUUUCACUUCCUAUACCAAAGUAUACUCAAGAAGUUUCUGUCAGUGAUUGUCUAAGAUUAUUUAUGAAAGAAGAAGAAUUAGCAGAUGAGGAACGGCCGACGUGUUCUAAAUGUAAAGAAAGAAAGAAAUGUACCAAAAGUUUUUCUAUCCAGAAAUUUCCUAAAAUACUUGUUUUACAUCUGAAACGAUUUAGUCAGGAACGAUAUGGACGUAAAUUAUCCACUUCCGUUGAUUUCCCAGUUCAAGAAUUAGAUUUAUCAGCUUACGCGGCAGAACCAGGUAGUAGUAAAGUAUUAUAUAACUUAUAUGCUGUCAGUAAUCAUUCAGGGGGAGUCCAUUCUGGUCAUUAUACAGCCAUAUGUAAACAUCCGUAUUCUUCAGAGUGGAAUUCAUUUAAUGAUACCAGAGUUUCACCAGCCAAAUCGAACCAGGCUAUUUCAUCCGAGGCAUAUCUUCUCUUUUUCGAACUCACCAGCCAAACCGCCAAACUUUAGCAUAAUCGUUUUAUGUACAGUGUCAAGAAACAUUACAUGGAUGGUUCUAAUUUAGACCAAUCAUGUGUAAGAUUACAAAAUGGAGUGAAAUGUUAUAAAAUGUUUGAUUGGAUGUUACAUGUGUGGAUAAAAACAACAGCAAUAUUUUUUAACCAAUAGAUGCAGCAUAAAAAGGAUAAAAGCAUAAUUAAUAUAAUGCAUUACCGUCGUUUUAUAUCUUUUUAGUUAAAAAUCAAAACAAAACCUGUUGAAGUCAGCGUUUAAUAAUUGACAAACCAAGGCAAAUAAAAGAUUUUAAAUGUUAAGUCAUCAUGAAAUUUAAAAUUUGAUCAAUGACAAAUCAAGGCAAAUAAAAAUUAAUUUUAAAUAAAGUCAGCAUCAGAUAUAAAGAUUGUUAUAUGACAUUUUGAAAUGAAAUCAAAUUUAAAAUUUGAUCAAUCGCAAACCAACUCAAGUAAAAUAGAAUUUUAGAUGUUGAAAAGAAACUCCAUUACAUAUCUAUAUUAAGAAGAAAAAUGUUAAAUUUUAAAAUGAUAAAAAAAAAAAACCCAAUAUGAAGGGAAUAAAAAUAGUUGAAUGUAUUUAUUGAUAAUAAGAUAUAGAAAAUUAAUUUAAAUGAUGUGAUGUGAUUUUGUAAAUAAAUAUUUAUAAGUAAUAUUGUAUAUUAUAUUUGUGUGAAGAUUUUCUAUUGUUUUUAAUUAUUAUACUAGAAAUAGCAGUAUUUUUAUCAACUGCCAGUCUACACGAAUAUCAAAGAUUAUUACAAUCACUAUACUAUUUUAUUAACCUAUAAGUCACACAACCAAAUAUACAACUUGCUGAUUAUAAACUUGCACUGACAUCUGUUUAUUAUAAAUACAAUAUGACCAUAUCAAGGCUGACAUAUUUUUAUAUUCACUUCACCAUUAAUAUUAAUCUUACACACUUUAUUUAUUUAAACAAAAUUAUGUCAAAUAAAAUGAUAUUACCAGUUUAUGAUGUCACAUAGUGAUGUCACAUGGUUUGAUGAUGUCACAAAGUUUGAUGAUGUCACAAGAUUUGAUGAUGUCGGAAGAUUUGAUGAUGUCACAAGGUUUGAUGAUGUCAUUCAAGGUUUGAUGAUGUCACAGUGCUUGAUGAUGUCACAAUGUUUGAUGAUGUCACACAGUUUGAUGAUGUCACACAGUUAGAUGAUGUCACACAGUUAGAUGAUGUUAAAUGAUAUUAUAUGUGAUUGUAUGUUAAAAUUCUGAUCGUUGCGUAUAUUGUAGAUUAUUAUUAUAGAUGUAGUUGAUUUAUACCUGAGAGAACUAUUUUUAUAAACUGUGAUAAGUCUGAGCGCACAUACCCGAAGAGUGCUUUUAUAACAUUUACCCGUUAUUGACAUGUAUAUAUAAACUUGUUAUUAUAUUGUAUGAGGUUGAUGUAUAUUAAUUAUUUUAAGGGUUGUUACUAGAGUUCAAAAUUUAACUUUUAAUCGAUUUGGAAUUUUUUUUACACAAAAAUCAAAAUUUUACAUUAUGAGAGAGACAUGCUCUAUAUAUUUUAUUUAUCCAGUCAGAAUUUGAAGUAUAUUCAGAUGUAAAAUUAAUAUAUCGUCAUGUUACCUGUCAGGUAAUUAACAUACCAAUGCCAUCAAAUUUAAAUUUUAAAGAAUUUUUCCUUGCACAAUUAAAACAAUGUAAAUAAAUUAAAACGCUAAAAAUUUUCACUCUUAAAAAAAAAAAAAUAUAUUGCCAAUCCGAAGAAGACAAAAUACUUCAAAAAUUGACCAGUACAAAGUUUAGCUAUUAGACAUUGAUAUAUACAGUUGUAAGCUAUACUAGUGUGUAUUUAAAUAUUAUUUUAAUAAAUGUAUGUACAAUUAUUAUACCUUGUUAUAGAAACCAAUUGAUAUCUUAAAACGAUAUAAUUAUGAUAGUCAUUAUUCCUAUUAUUUAUAGUCAACCACCUCUUGCCACUGGGUUUACUGUCUUUAUAAUAAACCUGUGCAGGUAAAAUACACUACAUCAAAUAAUGUAGCUGGCUAUGGAUUUUUAAUUUUAUUAAUUUAAGGUUUUUUUUAACAAAUAUGUAAUCUGGAAUAUAUAUUCUAUAUCUUAUAAAUCACUUCAAUAUCUUGUCCCCAUUGUAUUCAAAUUGAUAAUUUAUAAAAAUGUUUAAUUUUGGAAGAACUGUGUACAGAGUAGCACAUGUCUACUCGAAUCACCCUGGUGUGGAAAUAACCCUGGUGGUGUGGGAAUCACCCUGGUGGUGUAGGAAAUCACCCUGGUGUGGGAAUCACCAUGGGCGUGUGGGAAUAACCCUGGUGGCGUGGGAAUCACCCUGGGGGUGUAGGAAAUCACCCUUUUGUGGGAAUCACCCUGGUGUGGAAAUACCCUGGUGUGGGUGUGGGAAUUACCCUCGUGUGGGAAACACCCUGGAUGCGAGGGAAUCACCCUGAUGGUGUAAGAAAUCACCCUGAUGGUGUAAGAAAUCACCCUGGUGUGGGUGUGCGCCAGACUGUAGAUAAGUUUGUUCUUGUUUUAAGAACCUGGUCAUCAUAUUGUGAAUAUUUUAGUCAUAUUUUUGUUUGGUCAGAUCAGGUGUAUUUUUAUCUCCGUCCAGUAUAUUAUUUUAGUUUAUCAACAACCUGAUAGAAUACAAUUGUUUUAUUUUGUUGUGUUUAUUUAUUACAUGAAAAUAUAAAUACUGGUUAGUUAUCAUACCUCCUUGUAUAACAUGUUAUACAUACUGGUUAGAUAUCAUACCCCCCUAUAUAACAUGUUAUAGAUACAGGUUAGAUAUCAUAUCUCCCUGUAUAACAUGUUAUACAUACUGGUUAGAUAUCUAUAAUGUAGAAUAGAAUAAUAAGUUUAGUGUGUGCAUGAAUGAAAAUGUUUGGUGUGUUUAUUCUGUCUUUAUGAAUGGAAUAGUUUAUUGUUUUUGAAUAAAUGAACAAGUUUGAAUGAAUGAAAAUAUUUGGUGUGUUUCUUGUGUUAAUGAAUGAAAAAGUUACAUGUAUUUAUCAUUGAGAAAGUUUUCUGUGUUUUUGAAAGAAAAAGUUGUAUGUAUUUUUACGAUUUCAAAAGAAAAAAUGGUGCACGUUCCUGUUUACAAAUUAAUUUUUUGUUUUUAUGAAUGUGGUUACAUGCUAUUAGUCUGAUUUCUGUAAGAUAAUGUGAUAUUUACCGUGUAAAAUUACCAGGGAAAUAUUAACAUACUUUAAAUUGGAUUGUUAAAUUUAUGUUUAAAUGUGAAAUUUAUUUAUAGUACAAUAUCUGGUUUGUCAUAGGAUAAACAUUUCUAAAGAUUGAGAAGAGAAUUCAGGCAAGUAGUCUACACUUUGGGAAUUAAUGACCAAUACCUUUGAUGGAUGACUUAAAGACGCUGAUCAUCGCUUGUAUAUUUCAGACAAUAUCUAAACAUGAACAUUGGCUUUAACAACUGAAGUUGCUAUAUGAUACAUGCGAUCAAUUGUUUUUAGUUAUAAUAUAGAAUUAAAUGUUCUCAUAUCUCAAAUCAAUGUCGACCAGACAUCUGGGGUAUAGAUACCACAAAAAUACUGUUUUUUGCUAAAUUUUCGGCUAGGUAAACGAUAGGGAAAAGCUUAACACUCUCAUUUGUUCUUAAUCUUUGUCCAUUUGGCUCAAUGAUAAAAGGGAUAAGUUCAGAAUAUCCACCCAUUUUGAAACUAUAUCUCAUCCGCUAUAAUCAUCCACAUCUCUUGACAUUAAUUAAGCUCCUGAAUUGUCAGAUUAUAGUUUUGUAUCAGGUUUAGCUGUUUGAGUGAAUUUAUUAGUUUUAUGUGUGAACGCAUGUUUAUUCAAUGAAUUUCAUUUUGAAUUCUUGUUACAUCGGGUAAAUGUAGAAUUGUUAUAUAUAUAUAUAUAUAUAUAUAUAUAUAUAUAUAAAACUAUGUAAGAUAGACUGUGUAUAAAAUAUAAUAUACUGUAUUAUAAAUAUAUAUAUACGAUUUUAACGUAGAUUAGAAUAAGUAUGGCAUUCUUCUCGAUAUUUAUAAUCUAAUCCCACCUAUGGCUUCCAUUUUUGUCAAUUUUAAUGAAAAAAAAACCCCACAAAAAUAUAAAAAAAAAUAGCAAUUUGUUUAUUUUUCACGACACAAUAAAAUAUAAUUGUUUCUUACCACCAAAUAAUGUAAAUAAUUAUUCAGAUAUUAAACUUGUUGUUUUCUUGUAAUAAUAUCAGAGUGAAGCAAGAAAUAAAGUGGAUUUUGAGUGUUUAAA
This is a messenger RNA of Patella vulgata (common limpet), 6366 nucleotides long. Its product is annotated as ubiquitin carboxyl-terminal hydrolase 2. Bases 233 to 2161 code for a protein of 642 amino acids. Gene Ontology annotation, biological process: protein deubiquitination. The transcript has 13 exons. Lineage: Eukaryota; Metazoa; Mollusca; Gastropoda; Patellidae. Gene Ontology annotation, cellular component: cytoplasm. The record is from RefSeq and is a predicted model, not a curated record. Gene Ontology annotation, molecular function: cysteine-type deubiquitinase activity.